AUGCCUAAAUAUCUAUAUUUUUUGUUUCUACAAGUGAUCGCAACGUUUGCCGAGGAUGAUUUAUUGCUUGUUGAUGGAGAUUCGAAAUACUUCAGAGAUCAAGCAAUUCUGCGGAAUGACCCACUAGCACUGAACGAUGAACCACUCCCACUUCAUGGCGUCAUCGUUGCACCAAUUAAAGGAAGAAGAAUUUAUACUCGCGAACAAAUCCCACUCAUCGACUACGAUAAACGGGAUGCUGCUUUACGGGCGUUCUACGAUCGAGUAACUUCCGGUGGGAAUACAGCAAAAAUUGGAGUCGAUCCAAUAUUUGUGACUCGUGCACCCCCGCGGACAACUCUUUCUACGCCAACGCCUCGAAGUUCAUCGAUUAGUCCAAUCAAUCGAUCACAGAUCAUUCAACGCAAAACCUUGCGGCUUUCAUCGGAUUCCGAGGUGGAUCGAGUUCAUUCGACUCGUUUGGCCACAAAUGGACAUCAAAUCCGUGCCUUAUCAGCCGGCAAAGAGAAAUUAGUGCCAUUUGGUGGAACUUCGUUGAUCAUUCCAUUGAGUCUUCCAGUUAUUACGGGAAAGACGGUGGCCAAGAAUGCGACGAAACCAAUCAUCCCAUUUGCCAAAUUGGAUGAUGAACCGGUGACAAAGAAAACUCAAAUCAGACGGGAAACUUCGAGAAUUCCCUUGACACCGAUGAUUCGUUUCCCGCUAAAAGCUUGGCAAAUUCCGUCACUUCCGGCAAAACCACUUCCCGUUAUUGUUGAGAAUCCAUCGACAAAAAGUGGCUUUUAUCCGGCAGAAUGGUCAAAUGCAAAAGCUCCACUCGUCUUUCAAUUCGCUCAAGCCGAUCCGAUUUAUAAAGCUGACACUCUACGGGAUCGAUCACUUUUGUCCGCUUCUCAUCAUUCAUCGAUUUAUCCACCGAGAUUUUCUGGAGAAAGCGGUGGUGCAUCACGUCGCAGCCGUUUCCCGAUGAACCACCGAACCGAGCCGAUUCCUUUACCGGAAAAACGAAAAAAUUUCGAAUUGGCUUUGCAAGAAAGCGAGAGGGAUCCACCAAAUUACUUCUCUGCCUCAAUAGAUGAAACAAUCCUCUCAAUCGAUCGUGACGAGGCUGUUCAUCGAAUGAGCGAUACGGAGAAGUUGAAACAUUUCGUGACGAAAUUUCCCGAAGCUGGCCGAUUCUCGCAACAGAUGGAUUUGACGAGUCGACCCUCGGAUAUUACAUCUUUUUCACGGACAGCUAUUGGUGAUAUUUUUCGAGAGCUUUCCCCAUUGCAAUCUCACCUUUCGUUGACGGCGAACGAGAAAUUGGGAUUGUGUUGUCGAAAACAGAGACUUUCGGCAAGAUGCUCAACUUUAUGUGAUUUCGAUACAUUCACCGAUAAAUCGUUAAUCACCGCUGUGUUAACCCUUCAAUGCCCGGGCCCGGAAUUGGGACGAGCUUUUGAUUGUGCUUCUUCAAAGGCUGAUCACACGUCGUGCUGUAUUCGUGCCGGUUUAGCCACUUUCCUUGGUGGUCGAUGUCUUCCAUUUUGUCAAACUCAUCUCGAUACACCGCCAAAUAUUGUCGACUAUUUGCCUUGUUUACAGGUAUUUGACACGUUCAAACGAUGCUUCAGGGAUUACCAAACGAAAAACAAAAACCUUUUUGAGAGUCAAAUUGAUGAAUUGAAAAUCAAAUUGAAUAUGGCCAAUGGACAAAUUGACGACUUGAGGAAGCUCAACAAAGAUACUACAAUUCAAGAAUUGCAGCGCAAAGUGGCCACUCAUUCGGAGCCAACCGAUGCCAGUGACACAAUACAGUACGAAGACGGGAACUUGGUGUUAAUCGCCCGUGAUGAUGGAUCUUCCGAGAUCAGCUCUCAGAAGUGGCAGAAAGAAAUGGGUAAGUAUCUCGGCGAAUUGAGCAGCGUGCCGGCUUUUCUUUCACAAGUGACGAUCUCUUUGAUGGAAACUUUGCACGAAGAGCGGACCCUCUCGCAACCAUCAUAUUCUGUGAUACACGAUGAU
Molecule: messenger RNA, 2007 nt
Organism: Mesorhabditis belari
Lineage: Eukaryota; Metazoa; Nematoda; Chromadorea; Rhabditida; Rhabditidae
Source: the annotation of a GenBank genome assembly